This is a messenger RNA of Musca vetustissima, 1515 nucleotides long. It is a transcript of the gene Nach, whose product is annotated as sodium channel protein Nach. Gene Ontology annotation, biological process: sodium ion transmembrane transport. Gene Ontology annotation, cellular component: membrane. Bases 1 to 1515 code for a protein of 504 amino acids. Lineage: Eukaryota; Metazoa; Arthropoda; Insecta; Diptera; Muscidae. Gene Ontology annotation, molecular function: ligand-gated sodium channel activity. The transcript has 7 exons. The record is from RefSeq and is a predicted model, not a curated record.
AUGGGUCAAGUUGAAUUACAACCAGAGGAUAUUGAUGAAUCCAUUACAGCCUUACAAGGAGCUUUAAAACGGACAUGGUGUGCCUUUUGUGCUACGACAAGUAUACAUGGACUGAAAUAUGCACGCGAUGAAGAUACCAAUAAAUAUAUAAGGUUCCUCUGGUACCUCAUCACGGUGAUUAUGUUCAUCUGUGCCAUUGUCAUGGUGUUUACCUUCUAUGUGGAUUAUCGCAGUAACCCUACACGCAUGAAUGUGGAAAAUGACCACGCUCCAAUUGAUAGCAUUUUGUUUCCGGCCACCACCAUUUGUCCGGAGGUCUUUAAUAAUAUUGAAAAAUCAAAGGCAUAUUUGGAAACCCUAACUAUCCCUGGUAACACCACAGUUUCGGAACUUGUAUCACUCUUGGGCAUCGAUUAUGGUUUCAUGUAUGAUGAUCGUAAUUAUGCUGCACGAGAAUUGGAACUAUUCGAUGAGCUAUUGGAACUUAAUGAUCUGGAUAUUUUAGAUUUUGCCAGAAAUAUGGCAUGGAAUUGUAAUGAUUUGAUAUAUAAGUGCAGGUUCAAGGAUGUCAUUGUACCCUGCGAUAGUCUCUUUUAUAUUUCAUCAACAUUCAAUGGAUUUUGUUGUGCCUUUAAUCUGAAUCAAUCAUAUUACAGAGAAUUCAAAUUCCAAUUAGCCGCUGGUGGAUUCCAAAAUGGCCUCUCGUUAAUUCUCUACUACAACGAUGCCAUGUAUAAUAAAAUCAGCUCAUAUUCAAUUGGCUUUAAGGUUAUGAUUCAGGAAGCUAAUGCAUUUCCCAGUGCCCACUCGGCCAUAAAAUUCAUACCCUUAAACGAAGAGGUCUUCAUUUCAGUACGUCCCGUGGAGACCUUCUGUUCGAAAGCUGUUAAGGAUUUGACAUUUGAAGAACGUCAAUGCACAUUUCCCUAUGAACGUCAGCUAACCUAUUUUCGCAGUUAUGUUGCGGCAAAUUGUGAGCUGAAUUGUCGCGUUACAAUGAUGGUAAAAUUUUGCGGUUGUCAUACAUAUUUUUUCUAUAGCAAUCGUACAAAUGAUCGGAUAUGCACAUAUCGGGAUAUUCCAUGUUUGGUGGAAAAUUUUGCUAACAUAAUUGGCCGUUUGAAAAAGAAUCAAUGUCCAUGCGUGAAUAGCUGUGAAAAGGUGGAGUAUAAUGUCCAGGCUACCAGUGCCAAGUUGGAUUUAAAUAUCGAUUCUAUUGAUGAGUUCUACGACGGCCUUAAAAAGGAUUAUUCUGUAGUUCACAUUUAUAUGAAUUCGGAAGUGUAUCGGAGAGUUCGCCACGAUUUACUAUCGAAUAUGGUGACAUUGGUUUCAAAUUUGGGUAGUGCUUUCAGCUUAUUCGUAGGCAUGAGUAUGGUAUCCGCUGUGGAAAUUGUGUACUAUUUUACUGUUAUUUUGAAGAAAUUCUAUCGUCAGGAGAAAAAUGCCCGAGAGAAAUUAUUUAAUCGGAGAAAGGAGGAAGCAGAAUCCCGCGAAAAUGUUCAAAAUAAUUAA